This is a messenger RNA of Zygosaccharomyces rouxii, 702 nucleotides long. RefSeq names its product proteasome core particle subunit alpha 6 (gene PRE5). Gene Ontology annotation, cellular component: nucleus; proteasome core complex; proteasome core complex, alpha-subunit complex. The record is from RefSeq and is a predicted model, not a curated record. The coding region runs from base 1 to 702 and encodes 233 amino acids. The transcript has a single exon. NCBI's taxonomy places the organism in Eukaryota, Fungi, Ascomycota, Saccharomycetes, Saccharomycetales, Saccharomycetaceae. Gene Ontology annotation, biological process: ubiquitin-dependent protein catabolic process.
AUGUUUAGAAACAACUACGAUGGUGAUACUGUCACAUUUUCACCAACUGGACGUCUUUUUCAGGUGGAAUAUGCCCUGGAGGCUAUUAAACUUGGAAGUGUUACAGUCGGAUUGAGAUCAAAUAAGCAUGCGGUUGUAGUGGCAUUGAAGAGGAAUGCAGACGAUUUGUCCUCUUACCAGAAAAAAAUUAUUAAAUGUGAUGAGCAUUUGGGUCUUUCCCUUGCAGGUUUGGCUCCAGAUGCUCGUGUAUUGAGUAAUUUCUUAAGGCAACAGUGUAACUACUCACAAUUGGUUUACAACAGAAAGUUAUCUGUGGAAAGGGUAGGUCAUUUGCUGUGUGACAAAGCCCAAAAGAACACUCAAUCCUAUGGUGGUAGACCAUACGGUGUGGGUCUUCUAGUGGUAGGUUACGACAACAGUGGUCCACAUCUGUUGGAAUUUCAACCAUCUGGGAAUGUAUUGGAACUUUAUGGUACUGCAAUUGGUGCAAGAUCUCAAGGUGCCAAGACUUAUUUGGAGAAAACUUUGGAACAAUUUUUGGAAGUAGAGGAUCCUAACGAACUAAUAAAAUUAGGUGUGGAGGCAUUGAGACAGUCUUUGAAGGAUGAAACUUUGAGCACUAAGAACUUGUCAAUUGCAGUUGUGGGUGAAGGCAUGCCAUUUACACAAUACGAUGAGGAAUCAGUAUCAGCUUUUCUAUAA